Mastomys coucha (southern multimammate mouse) is the source of this 1973-nucleotide messenger RNA. It is a transcript of the gene Slco1b3, whose product is annotated as solute carrier organic anion transporter family member 1B3. The record is from RefSeq and is a predicted model, not a curated record. Gene Ontology annotation, molecular function: protein binding. NCBI's taxonomy places the organism in Eukaryota, Metazoa, Chordata, Mammalia, Rodentia, Muridae. Gene Ontology annotation, biological process: sodium-independent organic anion transport; transmembrane transport. Gene Ontology annotation, cellular component: membrane. The coding region runs from base 12 to 1973 and encodes 653 amino acids. The transcript is spliced from 13 exons.
CACUCAGCUACAUGUGCAAGGCACUAGGUGGAGUCAUUAUGAAAAGUUCUAUCACCCAAAUAGAAAGAAGAUUUGACAUACCAUCUUCCAUUUCCGGUUUGAUUGAUGGCGGCUUUGAAAUUGGAAAUUUAUUAGUUAUUGUAUUUGUGAGUUACUUUGGAUCUAAGCUACACAGACCAAAGCUGAUUGGAAUUGGCUGUUUCAUCAUGGGCAUUGGGAGUAUUCUGACAGCAUUGCCACAUUUCUUCAUGGGAUAUUACAGGUAUGCAGCAGAAAAUGACAUCAGCUCUUUGCACAACUCCACGUUGACCUGUUUAGUCAAUCAAACUACAUCACUCACUGGAACCUCACCUGAGAUAAUGGAGAAAGAUUGUGAAAAGGGGUCCAAGUCAUACAUGUGGAUUUAUGUCUUGAUGGGGAACAUGCUUCGUGGGAUAGGGGAAACGCCAAUAGUGCCCCUAGGAGUUUCCUACAUUGAUGACUUUGCAAAAGAAGGGCAUUCUUCUAUGCACUUAGGUACUCUGCAUACUAUAGCAAUGAUUGGACCAAUCCUUGGCUUUAUCAUGUCAUCUGUGUUUGCUAAGAUAUAUGUAGACGUUGGAUAUGUAGACCUGAGCAGUGUCCGAAUAACUCCGCAGGAUGCUCGUUGGGUUGGUGCCUGGUGGCUCGGCUUCAUUGUGAAUGGACUACUAUGCAUCAUUUCUUCCAUACCAUUCUUUUUUCUACCCAAAAUUCCAAACAGAUCACAGACGGAAAGGAAAAUUUCAGCAUCUCCUCAUGUGCUCAGAACAGAUGAGGAAAAGAAUCACAUGACUAACUUAAUAAAUCACGAGGAAAAAGCUUCUGCCAACAUGACUGGUUUUCUACGGUCUCUGAAAAGCAUCCUUACCAACGACCUAUAUAUUAUAUUCUUGAUACUAACAUUGCUACACAUCAGCAGCUUCAUUGGCUCCUUUACUUACUUGUUCAAGUUUAUAGAGCAACAGUUCGGCCAGUCAGCAUCUCAGGCCAACUUUCUGUUAGGAGCUAUAACCAUACCUACUAUGGCAAGUGGAAUGUUUUUAGGAGGAUUUAUCAUUAAAAAAUUCAAAUUGACCCUGAUUGGAAUCACCAAGUUUGUGUUUUUCACCUCCUCAAUGGCCUAUGUGUUUCAGUUGUUAUAUUUUCCUCUAAUCUGUGAAAACAAGUCCUUUGCUGGCCUAACCUUGACCUACGAUGGAAUGAAACCAGUGGACUCUCACGUAGAUGUACCACUUUCUUAUUGCAACUCGGACUGCAAUUGUGAUAAAAAUCAAUGGGAACCCGUCUGCGGAGAAAAUGGAGUGACUUACAUUUCACCUUGUCUAGCAGGAUGCAAAUCGUUUCGUGGUGAUGAGAAACUGAAUAAUACAGAAUUCUAUGACUGCAGUUGUAUCAGCGACUCUGGUUUCCAGAAGGGAAACCACUCAGCACGGUUGGGUGAAUGCCCAAGAGACCAAUGCAAAACCAAAUAUUACUUUUAUAUAAUUUUUCAAGUCAGUAUGUCUUUUUUCACUGCAAUGGGAAGCACUUCUUUUGUCUUGGUUCUGAUAAAGAUCGUCCAACCUGAAUUGAAAUCACUUGCAAUGGGUUUCCAUUCACUGGUUAUACGAACACUAGGAGGAAUGCUAGCUCCAAUCUAUUAUGGAGCACUAAUUGACAGGACAUGUAUUAAGUGGUCUGUCACCAACUGUGGAACACACGGGGCAUGCAGGCUAUAUAACUCCAGAUUAUUUGGAGUCACCUAUUUGGGUUUGAACAUGUCUUUAAAAACUCCAGCACUUUUUUUAUAUGUUGUAUUAAUUUAUGUCAUAAAGAAAAAAAAUAAAAGAAAUGAUAACAAGAUAUCAGAAAAUGGAAGAAAGUUCACAGAUGAAGGAAACCCAGAAUCAGUAAAUAAAAAUGGACAUUAUUGUGUACCUUCUGAUGAACCGAACAGUGAAACACCUAUUUAA